Messenger RNA from Dendronephthya gigantea, 2093 nucleotides. RefSeq names its product kanadaptin-like. Gene Ontology annotation, molecular function: mRNA binding; protein binding. Lineage: Eukaryota; Metazoa; Cnidaria; Anthozoa; Malacalcyonacea; Nephtheidae. The record is from RefSeq and is a predicted model, not a curated record.
AUGGCGGAAAAUCAGAAAAAUGUUGAUUUAACGAAGUCAGAAACUUGUAAAAAAGUUAGCGAGCCAGAAGUUGUUAACCCUGUAGACAAUGAUGCAUUUAAAAUUCCUAGUGUUAUUCAAAAGGACACCAAGCCAAACGAACCAGUUGUGGUAGAGAAAAAGGAGAAUAUUCCUGAACUUAAAUAUAAAGCACCGUGGUGGAGUGCUAUUCCCCCAAAAGACGAAAAUUACAACUUAGAAGUAUUAAAAAACGGCUGUAUUGUUUCGACUAUAAACUUAAAUGACAAAGCUUAUCAUGUUUUUGGACGGUUACCAUUAUGUGAUGUUGUCUUAGAGCAUCCAUCUAUAUCAAGAUACCAUGCAUUGGUUCAAUACAGAGGAAACACAGAUGGAGAUCCCUCUUUAAGUGGAUUUUACCUCUACGACCUUGGUAGUACUCAUGGAACAGUUGUUAACAAGAGUAAAAUAAAACAAUGUACUUAUUAUCGACUAAAAGUGGGAUAUGUUAUUAAGUUUGGUGGAAGUUCCAGACUAUUUGUCGUCCAGGGACCCAGAGAUGAUGAUGAAGAGGUAAAUUUACAGCCAUCAAAAAUAGCAGAGAAUAAAGCAAAAGUGGGUCAAAUAUUUACAGAUGAAGAAUAUGACAGUUUGAAAAAAGUUGAUGACAGUGAAAAAAGUGAAGGCAUUGAUUGGGGAUUUGGUGAAGAUGCUGAAGAAGAGCAAAUUGACUCGGAGAAAUUUCAAGAGUUGUAUUCAGGUGUCGAGUUUAAAGAUCCGAAAAAGACACUAAGAGGAUAUUAUGAGAGAGAAGGUCUUGAACUGGACUACCAGGUUGAUGAAACAGGACCAGGUCAUGCACGUGUUUAUCAUUGUAGAGUAAGGUUACCUGUGGAUGGUCCUAAUGGAUCUGCUGUCUUUGCUGAAGCUUCUGUGACAGGUCGAAAAAGAGACGCAGUAAAGGAAUGUGCAAAUGAAGCAUGCAAGAUGCUGGAUGCUUAUGGAUUGUUGAGACAAUCAUCACAUGAAAGCCGGAAGAAAAGGGAGAGAAAUUUAGAAGAGGAUGAUUUCUAUGAAAGUGAUGAAGACAAUUUUCUUGACAGAACUGGAACAAUUGAGCAAAAAAGAUUAAAGAGAAUGCGCAAGGCAGGGAAAGACAAGUCAGAAGUUGAGACCUAUGACUCCUUGUUGUGCAAACUUGAAAAAGUUCAAGAAGAAGUAAAGACAUUGGUUGAAAGAAUACAGAAUGCAGAAGCUUUAGAUGAAGCAAACAAUAGUGAUAGUUUGGAUGAUUUCAUGGACACUAUGUCUCAAAGAAUGGACCGACAGAGUAAAAUCAAGUUGAAGAGAAAGAUAGUAGAAUUAAAGAAGGAUGAAGAGAGACUAAACAAACUUCUUACUCUGACAAAACCAACAGAUCUUUCUUCACUGCAAAGCUCCGCACAACCUUCACCCAUUGUGUCUAAUGUUAGUCCUCCCACAAAAACACCAGGGAAUAAAGUACCAGAUUGUGCAAUGAAAGAAAUCGCAGAGCCUAUUCAGCCUAAGAACUCCGGAAAACACGAGCUCACAUUAAGACAGGAAAAUUCAAGUACUGACAACCAUAGUUUAGAUGCAAACAUUUCCACUGAAAAGACCGUUCUAAAAUCAAAAUCAUCCAGUGGUUUUGCGGUGCCUACGACCACAGUAAGACCUGCUAAAGCAACGACAAAAGUCACCACGCAAAGGAAAGACGGAGAAGAAAAUCAGAAAUCAAAGUCGACGUUGAUUCACUCGGAAUGCGAGGUUAAAAUUGAACAAGACUCUAGUAAAGAUAGAAAAAGAAUUGAUGUACUUAAAAAUACCUCAACGGUGAAUCGUUAUUCUGUGGAAACUGAAGACGCGAGUGAUCCAUACUUCACGAGCUGGACACCACCUGAAGAUCAAGUUGGUGAUGGUAAGACGAAAUUGAAUGAGAAAUAUGGCUACUGAAUCUCUUCAAAAACCCUUCCAGCUGGAAUGUGAAACCGAGCUUCUAAGCCCAAGUCAGAUAUGACACCUGAAGAGCUUGCUCAACGAGAACAAGAGGAGUUUGCCACUGGUCCACUGUCUAUUCU